This is a messenger RNA of Sphenostylis stenocarpa, 552 nucleotides long. Lineage: Eukaryota; Viridiplantae; Streptophyta; Magnoliopsida; Fabales; Fabaceae. The record is from the annotation of a GenBank genome assembly.
AUGCCGAAUAGGUUUAGAAAGCAAGGAGGGACAAGAAUCUUAAAUAGGUUUGCAGUGAGUGAAGGGAGUUUGGAAAGGCAUGGGAAAGGAAGGGUUUAUGCUUUCUUCUAUUUCUUCCCCGCGCGUGGCGAGCUGUGUCACCGAUACUAUAUAAAGACACAAAUGAGCAGUGGUGGAAGAGCUGGGAAAUCCAAAGAGGAGGAGCAGGAUGGCAUGUCUGUACACUCUCCUUGCAAACCUCCUCCUUCCUCUGCUUCCUCUCUCCCCAAGGAACAAUCACAAGUUGAAUUGGAGCUGAGAUUGUUGGAAGCUCUUGAGAUUUACCCUCCAAUGAGACUACAAGGAGUACAUCGCCACUUUGUCCUUUAUGGUCUGAUGGAAUUUCUAAAAAGGAAGUUUGACAGACACUUUUCUUCUGAGGAGGUUCUUCAAUUGUUGGAUCGGUUCUACAACAUAGAGAUGCUGAAAACAGAUGAUGAUGAGAUUGAUUUGCUUACUCACGAAGAAGAAUUUUCCUUGCCUCAAAGUUACUUUGUCAAGGAGGAACCCUGA